Molecule: messenger RNA, 358 nt
Organism: Perkinsus marinus ATCC 50983
Lineage: Eukaryota; Perkinsozoa; Perkinsida; Perkinsidae
Exons: 4
Source: RefSeq, a predicted model, not a curated record
AUGAGGCCACAGCGAUUGCCGAAGAAGUCUCUGGUCGAUACCUACCCGGAGAUCAUGAAGGAGGGAGGGGAGGAAGCUGUACAUAUGGUUGACUCGUUGGUCCAAUUUGACCCUGAGAAGAGACUUACUGUUGAGGAGGCGAUAUCGGACCCGUUCAUGGAACAGUUGCAUGACCCUAACGACGAGCCGGUGUUUGAGAGCGGCCCUGUAGAUCCUCAGGAAUUCGCCUUCGAGAGACGGAAGGUCGAUCGUGAUAUGCUCAGGAGCGAGCUACUCAAGGAGGUAUUUUGGUAUCAUCCACAUCUCGGCGAGGCGGGUUUGGGUCCAUUAAGGUCAUCCUAUGAUACGCCUUCUACAG